Messenger RNA from Leptopilina heterotoma, 1189 nucleotides. RefSeq lists its product as uncharacterized. Lineage: Eukaryota; Metazoa; Arthropoda; Insecta; Hymenoptera; Figitidae. The record is from RefSeq and is a predicted model, not a curated record. The coding region runs from base 201 to 1073 and encodes 290 amino acids. The transcript has 3 exons.
CUUUUCUUUCCGAGUAUUUCAGAAUGAUUUAGAAAAAUUUCCUGAAAUAGGAAUUGUUGAAUAUGCUAAAUUACUCUUUCGCUGGGAAUAAAUUUCCGGUGUAUUACUUUGUCUAAAAUUACUGUGGAAUCGGGUUCGGAUAAUAAAUUACGCUCGAGUAGAUAAAUUUGUGAAUUUUUAAAAAUUCCAUCGUCGUCAUCAUGGUGAAGAAACGUGGAAUUGUUUGGAAUUAUUUCGAGAAGAAAGUCGAUGGCACGCAGGUAAUUGCAUUCUGUAAAUUUUGCGAUCAAUCUUACACGCAAAAUGCAACGCGUAUGGAGAAGCACAUGGAGCGUUGUCCAAAAUGUCCGGACGAUAUUAAAAUGCAAUUUAUACAAGUUGGCGUUACAAAGAGAUCGAAAGCGAGAAUUCUCGGAAAUUCAAUGGAGAAUUGGGUGAAACAAGAUAAUUCAAUAGAAGGUAAUAUUACCGAAACUGAAGUUGAAGAAAUAGACAAUUGGGAAUACAGAAAUCAGAAUUAUGCAGAUGAAGGUUCGAGUAGUGCGCCACAAACUGUUGAACUGAUUAUGCAGGACGAUGAAUCCUGGGUUGGCCGUGAAACUGAAUUGGAAAAUGCCGAUCAUGAGGAGACAAUAACGAAAGCCGAGUGGAUCGCCAGCCAGGCGAGCGGACAAUCAAAUGCCUCUUCUCAAGAGCAACCACGACAAUCACAGAGGAAAGUUUACAUACCAAGGCGAAUUUCACAGUGGCCUAUUAUGACACCACGUGUGCAUUCAAAUCAUUCACCUUUACAGAGUAAAAUUUAUCAGGAACAACUUUUAGAGAAGCGUGCAUUGAGAAGAAUUGCUGAACUUGAAUUGAGACGAAAGACAAUGGAAUUUGAAAGAUUUCAAUGGGAAUAUGAGAGAGAUAAGGCCCAAAGUGAAGUUAAAUGGGCCCACGAUACACGAAUGAUGCAAUUAAAAGAAGAACGCGAACGACAAUUAAUUGAACAAAGUCGAGCGGGAAUUCCACGUAUUCUUAGUUGUACAUCAUUACAAGCUGCUACUUCCUCAUCAUCGUCAUCAAAAUAAAUAAUAUCAAAUUUUCAAAUUUAAGAAUUUUACAUUUCUUCUCUUAUUCAAUGUUUCACAUCGCGGUGAUAAUUUUUCUUUUUACUAUAAUAGAAAUAUAGUAAAUUUGCCAUUUA